GCGUAAAGUAAAACGGAAGUUCCUCUCCAAGGGAGAAAAAGAAGGCUGAUCUCUCUCAGGUCUCAAGCUCCAAUCCAAGCUCUCCUCGGCAAUACUUGCGUGAACAGCCCUACACUUUUCUUGUUCUAUAUGCAGUUGUAAAAAGCCUUUAAAAAGUGUCCCCAUCAGAUCAACACAGAUUAUAAACCAAAGUCAUGAGUAGCUCAGAGGAAGUGUCGUGGAUAUCAUGGUUCUGUGGUCUCCGUGGCAACGAGUUUUUCUGCGAGGUGGAUGAGGAUUACAUUCAAGACAAAUUUAACCUGACAGGCCUCAACGAACAAGUCCCUCACUACAGACAAGCUUUGGAUAUGAUUCUCGACCUCGAACCAGAUGAUGAACUUGAGGAGAACCCGAAUCAAAGUGAUUUGAUAGAGCAAGCUGCGGAGAUGCUCUAUGGCCUUAUCCACGCCCGCUAUAUCAUGACCAACAGAGGCAUAGCCCAGAUGAUUGAGAAAUGGCAGCAAGGUGACUUUGGAUACUGUCCACGAGUGUACUGUGAGAACCAGCCUAUGUUACCCAUCGGUUUGUCAGAUGUCCCCGGAGAGGCUAUGGUCAAGCUGUACUGCCCCAAGUGUCAGGACGCGUACACUCCCAAGUCGUCGCGACACCACCACACCGACGGAGCCUACUUCGGCACUGGUUUCCCCCACAUGCUCUUCAUGGUGCACCCAGAGUACAGACCCAAGAGACCAGCCAAUCAGUUCGUGCCCAGGUUGUAUGGGUUCAAGAUCCACCCUCUGGCCUAUCAGCUACAGUACCAGGCGGCCUCUAACUUCAAAAUGCCCAUCAGAGGGACGGGUCAUCCCAACAGCAAGCGAUGAGAACUCCUAUGCAAGUCGGCUGGUCAAAAAUUUUGGGCUGUGUGUCCAGAUUUUUAUUUUGUUUUAUUUAACUGAAGAAAUUAUAUUUUAUGUAUUUGAUAUUUACGUGUGUUUUGAACUUUCACAACCUGUCAACGACUGACUUCUCGUGCUUAGGAUUUUUGGUUUGGUUUUCCUCAUUUGAACCCCUGGUACCCUUCUUCCAAGUCCAAAAGCAAUGAAAGAAUUGAAGAUGCUGAUUUUAGGGUGUGUGUGUACAAAAGAUCUGUGAGUGAAUAUGUGUACAGUCAUGAGUGAGGCAGUCUGCGUGUUAGUCCAUCAGUGUCUCCCUCCCUCCCUCCCAUGUCCCAUUGUCUGAUCAGACUACCGAGCCCCCAGCCCCCUCCCUUCAUCACUGAUUUCCACAUUUUUUUCUCACAUCUGUUUCUAUACAUCUGACUUUUGACAGCUCUCUGAACUGUUGUUCAGCUUUCUCUGUUUCACCAUUGCAUGCUUUAGUUUCACCAACUUUGUCCUCAUUUUCUCUCUCUCUUUAUUUUUAUGAAAGCCUUCACAAGGCCCACCCCGCGCCCCACCCCACCCUCCGCAGCCUCCACUUUGUCAUGCUGAAGAACUUACCAUGUGGCUCAAACUAUUUAUAAUAUCAUCGUGUAAGUCGUUGAAGAUGUCAAAUUCCAGUAAUCGUGUGAUGACCCUCAGGAUUUGUACGCACCUUUUUGUGGGGCUCAUCCCCCCCGUCCCCGUGUAAGUGACCUCGGGAUCAUGGAUAUACGUGUGUGUGGGGGCUAUUCCAGUCGUUGCUCUGAGUUGAGACACUGUUCCUGCAGAGUUGCAGCUUCUCCUGACAGUUAGGCAGGGCUCUUGGGACGGCCUGCUCCUUCCACUUCUGUUUCUAACCUGACCCCCUCGUGAAAUGUGCCAAGGUGGCUAUUGGAAUUUUUGGUGUGCACAUUGAGAUUCGGAGGUACGGCUGUAUUCUCAUAUCUUUUCUCAAUGAAAUGAUUGGUUUUCUCCCAUUAUGUACUGGAUAUUGGUUUGCAAUGAUCUGAUUACUGUGUUAUUUUCCUGGUGGCAACUUGUCUUAACUUCUCCUUUGCCGCUGCUUUCUUUGCCCCCUCCUAAUUUUUUGUCUUUUCUUGUGCUCUGCAUGUAACUGAAUUAUGCCAACAGCAUUUGGCCACUGUACACUGACGCGCUUUUUUUUUUUUGGUCCUCUCAUCCGUUUGAUUUGAGUCAAUGGUUGUCUGUGAUGCCCUCGUUAGAUGUAGCAUAGCUAGGCCUACUUACAAGAUGCGUUCCUGUAGUUUCUAGUCGUCUCUUCUGCACUUUUGAUACUGCUAUAAUCCUUGGUGUUGCUGAUUCCUAUAUAUUUUUUUAUAAUUUUUGCAGUGUGUGUGUCUUGCAUUAUCCAAGUUCUUUUAAAAGAAGAGUUUGUGUGUGUAUAGAUUGUCAUUUCUCAUUAAAUUUAUAUUUUUUAAAAUUAGGGCUCUAGCAUCUGAAAAUUGCUGAGAUACAAAUGCAUUUGAUAUGAAUGCUCUGUCCUGUAGGAAUCGCUCUGUCAGUCUGCUUUUUAAAAUCUUUUUCUUCUUCCUUCUUCUCAGAGCUUUGAUUCUUUACACACAUGAUUCCAAUAAUGUCAUAGUCGCAUAUGUCAAAGCAUCACCAUUUUGUAUGAAAGAAACUUCAUGAUUCAUUGGUGUUAAUUAUGGCCGUCAAGGUACACUGCUGCAGUGGUGAAUAUGAUUUCCUUACUAGAAAUAUUAUGCACUCGUAGCUGUUUCUUCACUGCUUUGAUAAAAGGCUUUAGGUUUAUGAGUGUGUAUUCAUAUCAGGUAUCAUCACCAUUACACUCUGCCUGUACUUUAAGUGUCAGUUUAAGUAUGGCCUCCUUCUUAGGUUUCAAAAACAUGUAAAGUUGACUCUCUUGUACUGAGAAACAGCUGUAGGUAGUGAGUAGUACCCUGUCACGAGUCUGACAGGAGGAAGUGCUAGGCUGUCUGUGAUUUACCAGCAAGCAAAAGAAGUAUGUGAGUAGACCAGCUUGUUUAUUGUGCGGCGUGAGUACAAUACCGUUUUAUUGCAUUUGCUUUCCGCACUAUGUAAGAGGAAAGUUUUGUUUGUUUUUUUGUGGGUUUUUUUUGUGUGUGAAGAGCUUUAAAACUUCAAGCAAGGGAAACGAAGAUUUGCUACAUGAUGUUAGGAAAAGAAAUGAGUACAUGUAUGUGUGGGUCUGUAUGCUGUGUAUGUGUUAUUGUGGGCCAAGAGAAUUUGACUUCAAUAUUUGAUAGUACUAGAGUUCAAUGGGUUAUUUUGAUGGUCGUGGAAGAAUUGACUAAUUGUUUUUUGUGUGAGUCCUCCUAAGUCUUUUGUUUUCAGUUAUUACAAUGAGCAGGGGAAAAGUCAAACCUCUUACCUCUUGAAGGGGGGUUUUGGUUGGCUAUUGCUAGUGAAACUGGAGAAUUGUGUGCUGCAGUUUUGGUGUGAAGUGAAGACAGGACUAGGGCAAUACAUCCAAACUUGUCUUGAUUGAGAGAAAUUUUGCUUUGAUUAAAAAAGAAUAUCACUACUUUCUAAAAUUUUGGAAUUGUUGACUAAUUUUUCCUGCAACUUUAGCAAUGGGCUUUUCUAUAAAAUAUAUUUACCAGCAAUGUUGAAUUUUAUCAUGACAUACUGGCAGAUUUAACAGACUGGGCAAGAGCUUAGCUUGGAUUAAAGAGUUGCAUUUAAAAUAUGUAAGUAAUUUUUAAAAAAAUUGUUUGAGUUGACUGACCGUCCCGAUGUGAAAAAAAGCAACUCUUUUUAGAUUUAGCUGGUGGAGCUGUUAUGAUAAAACAGCAGCUUGCUGGGGAUAGGAUGCUCUUGUUCCGUGAGAGGACGGUGCUCAUCUGUCGUGCUAGCCGUGUAUGGGAAAACACCUUGUGUGGACAGUUAUGUAGCUCUUUCUGUUGCAUGUGUUAUCGUUUGAAGUCAGAAUUAUCGAACACGUGUUGUUAGUUUACUGGUGUGGGUUAUUAUAAAUAGAGUUUCUUGCAUUGAUAAUUGUAGAGUUGCAUACUGGAAAAUCAUAUUUGAAAUAAUAUUUUGCCUGAUAAUCUGACUUUUAUUUAAGGGACAGUAAGAGUUUUGUUUUGUUUUGGGUUUUUUUGGUUCUGUUAGUAAUACUUCUACACAAAUUUUGUUUUGUAUUUAGUACAGAGAAUGUUAGAGAGUCCUGGAGGUGAAGAAGAGAUGUACAGUAUUAUUAUUCAUCAUCAUGUUCUGUUGAAUUGGUUGCCACGACACAUUUUGUAGCUCAUCAAAUAAUAAAGGUGUAUUAUGUCCUGUUUGUUGA
Messenger RNA from Aplysia californica (California sea hare), 4191 nucleotides. RefSeq names its product casein kinase II subunit beta. NCBI's taxonomy places the organism in Eukaryota, Metazoa, Mollusca, Gastropoda, Aplysiida, Aplysiidae. The transcript is spliced from 7 exons. The coding region runs from base 195 to 860 and encodes 221 amino acids. Gene Ontology annotation, cellular component: protein kinase CK2 complex; cytoplasm. The record is from RefSeq and is a predicted model, not a curated record. Gene Ontology annotation, molecular function: protein kinase regulator activity.